AUGGCCGAGUGGUCUAAGGUGCUGCAUUCAGAAUUAUGGCUGAGGGCCAUCAGAGAGGCUGGCUACCACAGAUGCUGCAACAGGCAGGACUAUACAUCUCUAUUGUCUUCCUCAAAUCUUGAUGAUAUUAAGGAAGAGCAAAUAGUCAUUGGAAGACUUGGUGAAGAUGGAAUGCCCCCUUGCUUAUUUAAGAGUGCACCUGAAGUAGUAAUUCAUUGGAAGAAUCAGAGCUAUGUGUCCUCACACUACAAAGACCGUGACUAUUUGGAAAGGCAAGAUCAUAGAUGUACAAACAGGAUAUCCCUCUUUCAUAGUGAAAUUUACAAUGGGAACACCUCCUUAUCUUUGAGAAGAUUAAGCCUUCUCUAUGAAGGACUUUACAUAUGUUUUGUGGGAACAGCAUCUAGAAACAUCAUAAACAAAGUAGUAUUAAAGGUGGGAGCUUUCAUCACACCUGUGAUAAAGUUUGAGAACACAGAUAGCUCCUUAAUAUGCAGUGUGUGCGGUAUUUAUCUUCAUCCACUUAUCACAUGGAAAAUGGACAAUACACCCAUCUCUGAAAAUAAUAUGGAAGAAACCGAGUCUUUGGGUUUUUAUAUAAAUAGUAUGAUAAACAUUACAGGAUCAGAUUUAUCUUACAAAUGUGCUAUUGAAAACUCAUUGCUGAAACAAACAUGGACAGGGGAAUAGACAAUGAAAGAUGACCUUCAUAAAAUGCAGAGUGAAAUUGUUGCACUCUCAUGAAAACUUGCAAACAGUACUUUUUUUUUUUUUUUUUUUUUACUGAAUCAAGAUUUCAUAGUCAAUUGCUCCAAAAUGGAAAAGGAGAUCUCCUCCAUCAUGGCUCACUUUCUGAGCUUCUCACAAGAUACAAUUAUCAAUGAACCCCGAUUUUCAUGGAACAAAGACCUAAAAAAAGAGUCACUUUUGACUUUGAAGGAUCUUAGUCUUUCAAACAGUGGGAAAUACUUGCACAAUAGUUGUUCAAGCAAAUAUACCUUCCUCACCAUCCAAAUGCUGCAGAUAGUAGAAAAGUAUUCUGUCUCUACUGAUGAGAGAGCCAACACUGCUAAUGAUACAGAAGAAAACAAGCUGCAUCAAGAUUAUGAAUGCCUGAAUGCCAAGGAUUCCAAUUCCAUCAGCCAAAGAGGCCACAGUGAGACUCCCAUCAAGAUCUUGGAAGAAAUUAUCACUAAGUGUUGA
This is a messenger RNA of Hyaena hyaena (striped hyena), 1203 nucleotides long. RefSeq names its product HERV-H LTR-associating 2 (gene HHLA2). The record is from RefSeq and is a predicted model, not a curated record. Lineage: Eukaryota; Metazoa; Chordata; Mammalia; Carnivora; Hyaenidae.